AGGAUGAAAAGUUGAGGCUGUACCGAGGGGAGGAGAGCCAAUUUCCCAAGGCAGUGAAAAGACCUUAAACGCCAGCCCUAAUAAGGGAGUCUAUAUGUGAUGUUUUACGCACGUCAGUUGAAUCCCAGCCUUGGCCCUUCCAGACGUAACUCCAUCCUGAUCGUCAACUGCCUGUCGGUGGUGGGGGCAACCCUGAUGGUGGUGUCCAAAGUCAGCGAAUCCUUUGAGACUCUGAUCCUGGGCAGGCUGCUUUUCGGUCUCUUCUGCGGCCUGGUGAUGAGCCUUAACCCGCUGUACAUCCAGGAGGUGUCGCCCACCCUGCUGAGGGGCGCUUUCGCCACCCUCAACCAGGUGGCCUUCGCUUCGGGAAUCCUGCUCGGCAUGGUGUCGGGACUGGAGACCAUGCUGGGCACCAAAGAACUUUGGCCCAUGAUGAUGUCUCUGUCCCUGAUCCCGGCGCUGGUGCAGUACCUCGUCAUGCCUUUCUGCCCCGAGAGCCCUCGCUACCUGCUCAUCAACAAGGGGCAGGAGGACGAGGCCGACGCUGGUAGGACAACCCUAACUUUUAGCCCUAUUCUUCACCUGAAAGCCCAAUCCUGGCUCUCAAAACCUUACCCAGCUUCAAAUCAUCAUUUUAUGAAAUUAAAAACUCUUCGCAUUUCAAAUUUGGAACCCUAUUUGAAACCGUAAACCAGGCUUGAAGCUCUAAAUUGAACAGCUAACUGUUGGUUGGGAAUCCUAACGCAUAUUUGAAACCUUAAUUUGAAACCAUAACCCCAGUUUAACCUAUUUCUAAGGGUUCAAACCUAACUUAAAAGCCCAAACCCAGUUUGAAAAACCUCAUUUGAAGCCCUAACUGUGGCCUGGAGCCAUAAUUUGAAACAUUAACUCUAGUU
Molecule: messenger RNA, 896 nt
Organism: Hippocampus comes (tiger tail seahorse)
Lineage: Eukaryota; Metazoa; Chordata; Actinopteri; Syngnathiformes; Syngnathidae
Product: solute carrier family 2, facilitated glucose transporter member 3-like
Exons: 2
Coding region: 100-690 (196 amino acids)
Biological process (GO): dehydroascorbic acid transport
Cellular component (GO): plasma membrane
Molecular function (GO): D-glucose transmembrane transporter activity
Source: RefSeq, a predicted model, not a curated record